Molecule: messenger RNA, 3061 nt
Organism: Gymnodraco acuticeps
Lineage: Eukaryota; Metazoa; Chordata; Actinopteri; Perciformes; Bathydraconidae
Gene: akt1s1
Product: AKT1 substrate 1 (proline-rich)
Exons: 6
Coding region: 497-1552 (351 amino acids)
Biological process (GO): neurotrophin TRK receptor signaling pathway; negative regulation of TOR signaling; negative regulation of protein kinase activity
Cellular component (GO): cytoplasm
Source: RefSeq, a predicted model, not a curated record
AAAAGCCGUUGUUAAUUAUUGCUAGCUUGCUGCUGCUGUAGAGCCUAGCAAGGGGAGAGAAACCGUUGGAGAAUGUAGAAUACGUUUGACAAAAAACAAGUAAAGUUUAGGAUUGAUAAACAUCUGGCAACGUUGUAGAAAGAAACUGAACAGGUAUCACCAGCAACUUGGCAACAUCUCUUCUCUCCCCUGGCUCUCAAGUGUUUAGUGACACUGGCCAAUUGAUCAUAUCUUAAAGACACCCAGUGCCUCUCUACCUGAUAGAUAAUUUCUUAUCCUUACAUUUGCUGAAAACUAACACCAGCAGGACAGAAAAAACACAAGUUAGGACAUUUUUCAUGCAAAGUCAAAUACACCGCAGCUACCAAAGUUACCUGUUAAUACUGUAUUACGUCCAACCUUAUCCAAGCUAAACCUCAAACUCUUCAUUCAUCAGCAUUAGUUUUCUCAUCAGGUCUGGCUAUAUUAGAAAGUUGUAACACUACUUUGCACCAUUAUGGCCUCCAUUACCCAGUCAUCUGAGCCUGAGAUCCCAGACAACCACAAAGAAAGCUGGCUGGCACUUCUUUCUGCUGCAGAAACAUAUUGCCAAAAGUCUGGCUGUGACCUGGCCAUACUUACAGCGUGUAAGAAGUUCCGGUCAUUGGGUGAAGGUGAAGAUGGGAUGAGGAAACGGGAGAGCAGCAGUGCCUUUCCUAAGGAGUGUGAUUUCUCCUACAAUGUAUGGGGUCAAGGGUUUCUUGCGGAGUCGGCUCGGCGCUACAUGGAUGACAUCGGUGUGCUGCACUCCACCACGAUGCUAACAGCCCAAAAGCACACACGCCAAGUGGGGGGAGAGAGAGGAACCAAACUGGUUGUUGACCUGACCUCUGACCUCGGACACAGAGGGAGCUUCCAGGGAGAUGGAGGGGUGGGCGGAGUCAGUCCAAACAACAGACUUUAUUCGCAGAGCUAUCCGUCAAUCUACAACUCAGGAGCUGCGACCGGGCAGGCGGGUGUGCAGAACGACAACGGAGAGAGGGAACGGGAGAAGUUUGAGCUGGAGGCCGAGCAGGGGAGACAGAGGUCUGUGAUUGAAGAUUUGGAAGAAGAGUGUGAGGACGAGGAAGAUGAAGAGGAAAUGGAUGAGAGGAGACCAUAUGGGCAUGAAAGCGCUGGUGUUUUCUCCAUGGAUGAGGACUCUCUUUCUCGGGAUUGCGAACCGUUCUUCGAGUCCGACGGGGAAGAGGAGAGCACUGAUGGCUCUUUGAGUGAGGAUGCCCCUCCACCAACGCGUGGCAUGGCCAUGGGUCAGUCUGCGUACUCGCUCCGCCACACCCACGCCAUGGCUAUGGCCCGCUCGCUGCCCGUCUCUGUGCCUGUGUGGGGCCUCAAAGGAGGCAGAGCUCAAGGAGAAAACAACAGUGGAGAACGGGUGGGCUGUGCUGACCUGGAGCACAUCGCUGCCAGUAUGAAGGCCCUGCUGGCCCCUGGAGCCAAUGAUGGGACAGAAAUGUUUGGAGCCCUGCCUCGGCCCCGUCUCAACACAGGGGACUUCUCCCUCAAGCACUAAGAGAGAGUGAGGCCAGUGGAGAGAAAGAGAUAGAGGGGGAUAGAGAUAAAGGUUGUCAUGACGGCCGGAGUUGGGUUGGCUGGCAGAUGUGACGUGCAGUAUGUGAAACAAUGUAAAAGCUAUUACCUCCAUUUAUUUCUCACUAACCAAAUUUGAACUGUACAUGCUUUGAGGAAAAUGUUGUUAUGAACACUAACAUUUAAACAUUUCAUUACUAUACCCCCACCAACCCCGUCACUACAUGUCAACAACACCAGCAGCUACACAACCCUCAACACUACAUUAAACACUAAAACGAUGUGUGUAGGAGUCCAACUGGCACGGCCAAUUGGUAACUGUUCAGCACUUAGUGUGCAAGGCUUGGAAGUAUGUCCUGUGGUAAAAUUACCUGCGAAGUAAAGAGAGUUUGGAGAGCAGCAUCAGGCUGGUUCAACAUUCACGGCUCCAGUAUUACAUGCUAACGCCCUAGCAGACACCAUUUUGAGCUAUAGCUCCAAUAUUAUAAGCUCUAAAGCUCAGUUUCUCAGUUUCCUUAAAAAAGGAUUGUUUGAAAUUGGGUUUAAAGUGCUUAUCCAUGCUCAGUGUACAACCAACUACUACCAGUUUACAAAAACAAAGAGUACCAGCAGCGGAGCAGAGCAUUGCACUGCUGUGGGCCGGAGCAGCAGCCAAAUGUAGUUAAGCUACCUAAACAAAACAUUUAAUUUUGUUCGAUAUCUGUUUAUGUAUUAUUAGGUGUCCACUAUAGUUAAUAACUUAAAAAAUACUGUACUCUUCAAAGCCACCAGACUUAUUGAAAUAUUUGUACUGGUGCAACAGGAGAAUAUUUAUUUACUUCAGUACUGGUACUUCUAUCAGUUUCUCCUAAUUCAACUCCACUUAAACAAAUCUGAACUAUCCCUUUAAACAAUUCAUGGCUAAGAGAGGGAGUCAGUUACUUUUCUGAAACAUGAUAUAAAAUCUGUUUACAGGAAUAGUUGAACAUCUUUUAUUUCACUCUCUUAUGUCUAUGCAUGAAGUUUGGAGCGAGAUGGUUACCAAGUUAACAUCCUGUAACUAUAACUGUCUCCCAGCCUAGCUCUAGCUCAUGGCCCUCUGCAUUUAGCCCAGUAUAUACUGGAUUUUAGUAUGAAGGACCAGAGCCAGUGAUCUCCCAGACCCCAUGGAUGUUUUCAGGCACACAUAUGGAAAAAAGGUUGUCUUUUCAAAAUGUGAGCGGAGGACACCAGUUCCUCCUCAUAACUGGCCUAUUUGAACUUUUUCUUUUGCCAAUGAAUGACUGACUGAUAGUAUGAUUGUAAAUCAAUACUGAGUUAUAGGUUGUUAUUUUUUCUGCUCCAGAUAUCUUGUUGAAAUGACCGAGUGAAUGAAAAAGUGACUGUGGGAGAAAGAGAGAGCUGAAUGAGUGGAUUUGAAAGGAAAAUGUCCAUCUUUGACAUUUCAAAAACAAACAAAUGUUCCGUUAAGUACGUUAAGUUUCAAAUAAAGGAGCAACACCGAGAAAAAAAA